Molecule: messenger RNA, 399 nt
Organism: Echinococcus granulosus
Lineage: Eukaryota; Metazoa; Platyhelminthes; Cestoda; Cyclophyllidea; Taeniidae
Exons: 3
Coding region: 1-399 (132 amino acids)
Source: RefSeq, a predicted model, not a curated record
AUGUCGUUCUGUCGUGCUUGUCAUCGAGAACCAGAAAACACUCAGAAGGUCGCUAUUUCAAAUGCUAUUGAGGAGGAGAAGGAGGUGCCUCAAUUCACCUACCUUGCACAAUCCAUGCGGCUGUCCGACCCACAGUUGGUACGACCACGCUCAAGCCUCUGUGACAGUGAUACGGUUUACCUGAGAGAGGGAAACGUGUCGCCUCUGUCCCCUGCUUCGCCUAAAUUUCCCCUGAGCAGCGCUCAGGCACGUCUGCUCAGGAGUUUUGCUUUUGCACCUGUCUGUACACUCUGGAUCCCUUCUAUGCCUAAGCCAAUCGCCUUCAUGCCAGCCGUCUUGCCCACAUGCACACUCUACUGCCUUCUCAAGCUUGGCGAUUUUGUGGACCAAUCACAGUGA